Messenger RNA from Cotesia congregata, 1569 nucleotides. The record is from the annotation of a GenBank genome assembly. Lineage: Eukaryota; Metazoa; Arthropoda; Insecta; Hymenoptera; Braconidae.
AUGGACAACGAAGUUGAGUGUCCAAUUUGUGCAAAAAAGUUUUCUCAAUCCCUUAUCGAAAAUCAUGCUUCCAAGUGCUUAUUUUUGAACGAAUCUACCUCAGAACCUCAGACAUUUUUCAAAAGACCACGAGUUGACAAUCAAUCCAAAGCGAAGAGUCCCAAUGUUGUUAAAAAAGUUAAAAAAAAUGUAAAUACUAAUUUAAGUCAAUCACAGCUUUUUCUAUCGUCGUCGUCGUCGACUGAUAAGCGUAGCUUUGUUGAUAAUAUUAUUGAUGAAUCUCCUGAGGAAAAAUCUAAUAAGGAAAUUCCUGUUACUACAAAGCCAAUAAAAAAACAAAGCCAUGUACCGCUUGCUGAACAAAUGAGACCAACAUCUUUUACCGACUAUGUUGGGCAGGCUCAUGUACUUGGUGGACAAAGUAUGUUAUUACAAUUAUUAAAUAAAGGCGAAAUUCCAAACGUAAUUCUCUGGGGACCACCAGGCUGUGGUAAAACUUCUCUCGCGAAUGUAAUAGCAAAUAUGUGUAAAAAAGAUCCAUCUGGUAAAACCCGAUAUGUAAAACUGUCAGCUGCAAUGUGUGGAGUGGCUGAAGUAAAAGAAGCAACAACAAUUGCCGGUAAUGAUUUAAAAUUUGGCCGCCGAACGGUUAUAUUCAUGGAUGAAAUCCACAGGUUUAAUAAACUCCAGCAAGAUAUUUUUUUACCUCACGUUGAAGCAGGCACGAUAAAAUUAAUUGGAGCGACUACUGAAAAUCCAUCGUUCAGUCUAAAUUCUGCAUUACUUAGCCGAUGUCGAGUAAUUGUUUUGGAGAAAUUAACAGUAGCAAAUUUACUGAAUAUUUUAAAUCGCGCAGUAGAAUCGGUAGAGGGAGUAAUAUUCAAGGACAGUAUUGAUAUCAAUAGCUUAUCAGAAGUACCAAGGUUUUUGAUUGAUGAGAAAACUAUUGAAUUUUUAGCAGAAACUUGCGAUGGAGAUGCAAGGAUAGCGUUGGGUGGCCUAGAGUUGGCCAUUCAGUCUAUAGUACCAAAUGAAAAAGACUUAUUAACAAACGGCCCUGAAUUAAUAACGCUGGAAGACAUCAAGGAGAGUUUGAAAAAAACUCACAUGCUGUAUGAUAAAAAAGGAGAUCAACAUUACGAUAUGAUUUCGGCUCUACAUAAAUCUGUGCGCGCCAGUGAUGAAAACGCCGCACUGUACUGGCUCACGAGGAUGUUGGCUGGUGGAGAAGACCCUGUAUAUAUUGCUCGUCGAUUAGUGCGAAUGUCUUCGGAGGACAUUGGUCUGAAAGAUCCAAAAGCUUUAGGUAUAGCAGUUCACACUAUGCAUGCUUGUAAAAUGAUGGGAAUGCCUGAAUGUGAUGUUCUGCUAGCUCAAUGCGCUAUAUACUUAGCAAAAGCUCCUAAAUCACGAUUAAUGGAGGAUGCUCUUAGAGCAGCGCAGCGGAUUGUUAGAGAGCAUAAAGGUCCACAGCCUAGUCAUCAUGAAGAUUCCGGACUGAGUUAUUUACCAGAAGGUUUAGAGGGUGUUGAUUUUUUCAACGGUGAAGAUCCACUAGAGGCCGAAUGA